Messenger RNA from Acaromyces ingoldii, 1049 nucleotides. RefSeq lists its product as hypothetical. Lineage: Eukaryota; Fungi; Basidiomycota; Exobasidiomycetes; Exobasidiales; Cryptobasidiaceae. The coding region runs from base 8 to 658 and encodes 216 amino acids. The record is from RefSeq and is a predicted model, not a curated record. The transcript is spliced from 2 exons. Gene Ontology annotation, molecular function: structural constituent of ribosome. Gene Ontology annotation, cellular component: mitochondrial large ribosomal subunit.
CAACAACAUGCGAGUGCACGCUUGCCGACUGUCCCAGUCGGUCGCCUCGUCUUCAUCAGUGGCAGCGCUUCUACCUCGAAAAGUAUCACCCAGCGUCUUCUCAAAAGCAUAUGCCACCGACGCUGCACAAGGACAAGCAGAUUCCACGGCUGAGCGUUUGGCAGUGCAUGCAGGCGCGACGAGUGGAAAGAAGCAGCUGCUGUCAUCCUGCCGGGAAGGCACGCCUCUCACUGGCCUCUCUAUCGAAAAGGACCGGCCAGACCCGCUUGCCAAGGCUGACGAGGCUUAUCCUGCGUGGCUCUGGAGCAUCGUCGGUGAUUCAGAUCUCGUCUCUGGCUCGCCCUCAUCCUCAGGUGGGGCAGCAGGCGCAUCGACGAUGACAAAGGGCGAGGCGAGGGCGGCACAGAAGAGGAGCGUCAAAGCCGCCCGUGCUCAGCAGCGGAGAGGUGGUGUCGACGGUUCGGCGGACUCGGUUGCUGCGGGUAACAGUGCAAAGGCAGUGGGACAACGGGAUGCUGCAGAGCAGAGGUUUGCGUCGGCAGAGGCCUCGAUCAGGGCCGCAGAAGCAGCCGAGGCAGCCAGAGCCGAGGCCAGGCGUUCGCUCCGGCGCGCGAAUCGCGAGGCUAUCAAGGCGAGGAAUUUCGUCGGCUCAUCGUAGCUGUCACCGUUGUUUUACCACUCGAAUGCAGACCUAUGCAAUCCACUGAAUUUAAGUGAUUGCGGAGUGGCAAAGAAGGAAAGGCUUGGGAAAGAAGGAGAACAAGGAGGAGGAAAGGAGCGAAGAGGAUGUGAUUGAUCGAUCGAGGAGGGCCAAAGAAGACGAGGAAGGGCAAGGGCGCAACUGAGCUAGAAGAGCAGGUGGGCAAUCUCGACAUUGAGCCAUUGCCAAGCGGUGCGUCACCGACUCCUUCACAUUGUCUGCUCAUCCAGCGCCCCUCAACGAGGGCCAAGAGGGAUUGGGGUAGUGGGGUAGGUACUAGAUGUGGGAGAGGGGAGGGAGGAAGAGUGAGAUAGAGAGAGAAAGAGAGAUUGGCAAGAAAGACAUUGGG